Pyricularia grisea is the source of this 1062-nucleotide messenger RNA. RefSeq lists its product as uncharacterized. Gene Ontology annotation, cellular component: U2-type spliceosomal complex; RES complex. Lineage: Eukaryota; Fungi; Ascomycota; Sordariomycetes; Magnaporthales; Pyriculariaceae. The transcript has a single exon. The record is from RefSeq and is a predicted model, not a curated record. Gene Ontology annotation, biological process: mRNA splicing, via spliceosome. Gene Ontology annotation, molecular function: RNA binding. Bases 1 to 1062 code for a protein of 353 amino acids.
AUGCCAUCGGACUUGGCAUCGUACCUUGCCGACCACUAUCUCACAGCCGACCCGAAACCCUCAAAGAAGCGCAAGAGGAAGCAUGGCGACAGCAAGAAGAAGAAGGAAGGCGAUGGCCUCUUGAUUCAGGACGACGACGACGAUGCAGCCUGGACCAAACCGUCGAGCCGCGACGCCGACGCCGACGAGCUGGGCUCCACAGCGACGGUAGCGGGAACGUCGGCCGAGUUCAGAAGGGCCACCAAGUCGAGCUGGAAGACGCUCGGCGGUGGCAGCAGCAAGCAAGACAUCAACAACAACGCAGAUCAAGAGGCGGCAGCAGCAGAUGCUAUCCUAGCGUCGGCGGCCGCAGAAAACGCCGCUGCUCGGGCCGCCGAGGACGAUGCGCCAGUCGUGGACGGCGCCGCGGCGGCAGCUGUCAAGAUGAGCGACGGCACGCACGCGGGCCUCCAGACCGCCGCAACCGUGGCGGCGCAGCUGCAGAGGAGGCGCGCCGAGGAAAAGGCGCAGUACGAGCGGGAGCGGGCAGAGCGGCGGGCAGCGCGCGGCGGCGACAGCAGUGGGGAGGAGGAGACGGUAUUCCGCGACGCCACGGGCCGUCGGAUAGACGUCACACUGCAACGGGAGCAAAAGAGGAAAGCCGAGGCCGAGAAGGAGCGGGCUGCCAAGGAGGCCCUCAAGGGAGAGGUUCAGAUCGAAGAGGCGCGCCGCCGCCGCGAGAAGCUCGAGGAUGCAGCGCUCAUGCCUCUGGCCAGAGGCAAGGACGACGAGGAGAUGAAUAAUGCCUUGAGGUCCGAACAGAGGUGGAAUGAUCCCAUGAUGCAGUUCAUGAGUGAAAGCGACAAGAGGGAGGCUGGAGGCACAGCCAAAACUGGUGGCAGGCGAGUCAAGGGCAGGCCGGUUUACAAAGGACCUGCGGCUCCCAACAGAUAUGGGAUACGGCCAGGCUACCGCUGGGACGGCGUCGACCGUGGAAUUGGUUUCGAGGCUGAACGGUUCAAAGCAUUAAACCGGCGUGAACGAACCAAGGAUCUCGAAUAUAAUUGGCAAAUGGAUGAAUGA